Haplochromis burtoni (Burton's mouthbrooder) is the source of this 5452-nucleotide messenger RNA. RefSeq names its product pbx/knotted 1 homeobox 1.1 (gene pknox1.1). Gene Ontology annotation, molecular function: DNA-binding transcription factor activity, RNA polymerase II-specific; RNA polymerase II cis-regulatory region sequence-specific DNA binding. The record is from RefSeq and is a predicted model, not a curated record. NCBI's taxonomy places the organism in Eukaryota, Metazoa, Chordata, Actinopteri, Cichliformes, Cichlidae. Gene Ontology annotation, biological process: regulation of transcription by RNA polymerase II; angiogenesis. Bases 1414 to 2757 code for a protein of 447 amino acids. The transcript has 10 exons.
UGUCACUCAAAGUCCCUCUUUUUCCGUUCCCUAUCAAUCAAACAAUCUGGGCCGCACGCAAAAAUGUCCCGGGGCGAGGAGCGCGGACUUAGUCAGGGCAGCAGAGGAUGUUUUUUAGAGGAAACAGAAGCGGCAGAGCGCUGUGAAGGAUAAAAAAAACUGUAUACAUGGGAGGGGGGGUUAAAAAAUAUGUCGGCGUUUUGGGGGCUGAGGAGGAUUGUGGAAAAGCAAAGGGCGAGCGCUAGAAACGAGGCCCAACACUUUACCACGUAGGGGAGGGGAAGUAGAGGGCAGCUGUCCCCGCUUGAUUGAUUGACUGAAAAGGGGAGGAAUUUAGGAUCAACCGGGCUAGCAAUCCAAUACUUAAUAAUUUCUUUACUGCCCAAUUAUUUCAUAUAGCUGACAAGAAAUAUAAUUUAAUUUUAAAUGCAUACUGUUAAGCGACCGACGCGGUCUUAUUAUUUGGUAAAAUGGCUUACUUCGUAUCAAUCCGCAGGAGGGUCUUUUUCUGUACCUGGCUAGAUUGGUUAGCUAGCUUGUUUUUUGGCCGCGAUUACCUUCGCUAAAUAUGGCGCUUUGCGUUUUGGUUGCACUACCAACACGAAUACACUUUGAAGUUAAUACUUAGCUACGUCGAAGACGUUAGCUCGGCCAUAUGGUUGCUUAUUUGACUGAAGCCUAGGUUGGCUUCGUGAACUAGCGCAAAUGUGUCGUUUACGUUACUGGAUAAUUGUUAGCUGUACGAAAACGACCGUUUUUCCAGUCGGGCUGCUUUGUUUACGAGUAACGUUAGUCGGGUUAUAGGAGAGUAGGCUAAUAUUAGCCCAAAGGAUUUAUUUCACUUUAAUGUCCCCUUGCCGCCACGGUUGCCACAGCUAACACGAGCUAAAGGCUAAAUCGUGGUGGGUGUGUUAACAUCAAUUGCAAGACACGCUAAGAUAUAACAUCAGCAUUAUUAUUUGUACAACACCCCUUAGGUUCAUGAUACCAGCCUCUUCUUGGCUUUUAGAGGUGAGCUGGAUAAGCUAUAUGCAAAGAAGAGUAACGUUGGACCCCGUAGUGUGCUUUCGCUACUAGCACGUAUGAAGACAACAUUCAUAUUCAACAUAUCAUUAGCCCCUCUGCAUUUCUGUUCUAAUAUUGACAUUUUGUAUAUAUUUUGCAUCUUGGUGUUACAAAGGGGAACAGUAUUAUGUCCAUACUUCUGUAUUUUACCGUAACAAUGCCAACCUAAUUAACAAAGCCAGUAACACUGAUAAUAGUUUAAUAAUGAAAUCAGAACAGUUCUGUCAUUUGAAGCUUAUGUGCAAACACCUGAGGCAGUCUAACUGAAACUGUGUGUACUGUGUAGGUUGGCCACCAGUCCCUGCACUCUAUAAUGCCCCAGUGUUUGCAGCAUCUGCAGUGAACGUGAUGGCAGCCCACUCAGUCUCCAUAGAUAAGUACCCAAAGGGAGAGCAGCAGAUGCAAGGCAUCAUAAAGGUAGACAGUGAUUCGGAGCAGAAGUUUAUGGAGGGUACGUUGGGAGAGGUGCCCAGCCCGGCACCAACAGAGCCACAGACACCCAUGGACGCUGACAAGGCAUCCAUAUAUCGGCAUCCUCUGUUCCCUCUGUUGGCCCUGCUGUUUGAGAAGUGUGAGCAGUCCACGCUGAGCUCUGAUUGCAUCACCUCAGCGAGCUUUGAUGUGGACAUUGAGAAUUUUGUCCGUAAUCAAGAGAAGGAGGGGAAGCCUUUCUUCAGUGAAGACCCUGAACUUGACAACUUGAUGGUGAAAGCCAUCCAGGUGCUGCGGAUCCACCUGCUGGAGCUGGAGAAGGUGAGCGACCUGUGCAAGGACUUUUGCAGUCGCUACAUCGCCUGCCUCAAGACUAAGAUGAACAGUGAGACUCUGCUGAGUGGUGACCCGGGAAGCCCAUACUCGCCUGUACAAGGCCAGGCCCAGAGCUUCUCACCCACCAAGUCUCAGACCCCCAGCUCCAUAUCAGGGACCAUUAGUCCCCAGGGUCAAAUUGUAGUUCCAGCAUCGGCCCUGCAGCAAGGAAACGUUACCGUGACAACUGUCAACCCCACCCAGGUGGUCGCAGGUAUGUCAUCUUGGCGUACGACCCCUUCCUCAGGCGGGACUGUGUACCAGCCAGUCACAGUCGUAACUCCUCAGGGCCAGGUGGUAACACAGGCUCUUUCUCCCGGGACAAUACGCGUCCAGAACAAUCAGCUUCAGCUGCAGUUUCACCAGGACUUGAACCUCUUUAGUCAUGAGGACAACUCAACCAAGAACAAGCGCGGCGUUCUUCCAAAGCAUGCCACAAAUGUCAUGCGCUCAUGGCUCUUCCAGCACAUCGGGCAUCCGUAUCCCACAGAGGAUGAAAAGAAGCAGAUUGCUACUCAAACAAACCUGACACUUCUGCAGGUCAACAACUGGUUUAUAAAUGCACGGAGACGGAUCCUGCAGCCCAUGUUGGAUGCCAGCUCUUCAGAGACACCCAAAGCCAAGAAAAAGACACCUCAAAACCGGCCACUGCAGCGCUUCUGGCCUGAUUCCAUCGCAGCAGGAGGAGGGGCCAUGCCUGAUGGUACAAUGGUGACGAUGAACGUGGAGGGUCUGCAGAGCCUGACAUCAGACGGUGCCACGCUGGCAGUACAGCAGGUGAUGCUGGGAGGCCACAGUGAAGAUGAGUCGGGGGACAGCGGAGAUGAGGACAAUGACGCGGACAUGGCAGGGCUGGGCCUGGACAAUAGCAACUCAUUGCAGUAGAGGACAAGCACCGCCCACAUGCAGAGGACACACAAAAUGAGUUCGACAGAACAGAGGUGCGUCCGUUUGAUUUCCACAGAGCACAGGACACACUGGGAUGGACCCUGCACUCUUCCAAGCCUCCACCCUGCUGAACGGCGGUUGUUGCUGCACGUGUAUGUCAGGAGUGUCAUUUCACAAACAGUUUUUUAUUGUAUAAAUGAUGUAGGUGAGUGCACUUUUUGUAUAUUUAAGCUCAAAAAGAUGAAAUCAAACUGAAAAAAAAACAAGUGUUAAAAACACCUGAGACAAGUUUGUAUACUCCGUUAAUAAACGUUGACUUUUUUUGUCCCCGCCCCCGUCCCCCCCUGCUCCCAGCUAGAUUGUCAUUUUGGAUGAGACCACUUCUGUCUUGUUCUUGUGUCUCUGGUUUGUCUUGACUUUUGCAUGCUUGUGUUUUAAGUAGACGUGUGUGCUCUUAUGACUGACUCCAUGGCUCACACUGCCCCCUGCAGGCAGAGUAGAGCACAGGUGGAGAGAUUAAAAGUAAAUUAGAGGAGAGAUGCUUAUUUUUCUAUACAAACAUAUGAAAUGAGUGUUUUUUUUUGUUUGUUUGUUUUUUGGUUUCAUUUUUGUGUUCUCCUGUUUUGUAAGAAAUAUUUAUGUACAGAUUCAUAAUAAAUGCUGUGACCCUGUUUUCCAGGGUUCUUUUGAAGUUUUCUAAAAAACAGAAAAAGGAAUUGAAUGCUGAUGAAAAUUACUAUUUAAAUUGGUUUUAAGCUUAAAAUAUUAACAAGGCCUUAUCUGUGUUCUUUUCUAAAAUAAAUCUUACCAAGAAGCACAAAAAGGAAGUAUGACCCUUGGAGAAAUUGGCCAAAAAGACACUAAACAAUGGAACACUUGUGGCUCCAUAAAGCAUAUUUUUACUUUGUGUACUGCAGUAUCACAGGAACCCUCUCCAGCAGCAAAGCGACUGCAGCGUUCCCGUCUUUGUUUGGCCCACAAUGUGUAUACCAUACAUUGUCUUUUAACCAUUUUACAGUAGUAGCAUAGGUGUCACUUUCUAAAAUGCACAAUCUAGAACACUAUGCUAACCACACAAUCAGGAGGGGUUACGGACUCCAUCAAUAAGAAGCAGUGGACUUUUUGCACGCAUUUAGCUUUUAUUUUAUGCACACGCUACAUACAUGCUGUUGCAUUGAAAACAGAGCAGCUGGAAACUUGGAGUCAUUGCCCUCCUGAAGGGCUGCAGCUGCGACCAUGAACCCCCGCCCCACUACACACACACACACACACACACACACACACACACACACACACACUGAAGGAUCUGAAAGCUCCAUCAGUUUGACAUUACUGCACAUAUUGGGGUGCCUCUUGUUUAAAUAACUGUAAUGCUGUACUGUAAAACAGUUGUUUGUAAGUAGUUGCAGUAACUUGGUUUUUAUCCUUCUUGUAAAGUUAACUUUGUUCAUUUGAUUCAGCCUGAGGGUUUAAUGGCUACGCGUUGCCCUCGCUGAACUCUGUCACCUCUGUCUAGCUUUUUAUGAAGCAUUCACUUUUCUCUUGUACUUCUCGCUCGUCUGUUUUGCCUUAGAGCUUUCUAUUUUGGAAUAAAUUAUGCCUAACUCUGCUGUCCACUGUCUCUUUACUCUUUUUCCGUCAUGUUCUCCACCAGACAGGACUGCUUCAAAGUCUCUGUGAUAAUGUGUACAGUUUGUCUCCACAGGUACUUGUUGCCAAAUGUGGAGACAUGUGGAUAGUCCGGUGAGAAGUCACUGUGGGGGAUUCAGUUUCCUGUUUUCAGAGCCUCUUCUUUCUGAAAUGUACAGAGACGCUUAUUAAUACAUAAAAUGCACUCGAUAUGUUUUAAAACAUGCAGUUUUAUCUUUACUCCAGGCUGCAGUGCUCAAUUUGAAAUCCUUGUGGCUUUGCACAAAUGUUAACCAUGUUCCUAAACACCAAGAAUCACAGACCUUAAUGGCUGUUGCUCUGAAGUCUGUACUCGUGAAGACAUUUGAGCAUCUGGUACUAUAUCAUCUCAGAUCUAUCACUGACCCUCAUGUGGACCUCCUUUUCACUUACAGAGCCAGCAGGUCAGUAGGUGAUGCUGUUAACAUGGGACUGCACUGGAACCUAUGCAAGUGACAUUUCUUAGUACUGCUUUGAAUACAAUCAUCCCGCCUCUGCUGCAGGACAAGCUCCCCAGCUGAUUCUUCCUGCUCCCACCUGCACUUCCUGUCUGACAGCAGGCAGCAUACGAGACUGGGCAGGCACGUCUCAGACUUCCAGUGCAUCAGGGCUGUGUACUUUCUCCUCUGCUAUUCUUCCUGUACACAGGGUUCGUACGGGUGCUUGAAAUCCUUGAAAAUGCUUGAAUUUUAAUGUUGUCUUUUCAAGGUGGAAGUGUAGCUGUAUUUCAUUCACCACAAAUAACUAUGUGAUUGAAUAGUUUUCUUAUCAGAUAGAGAAAUAAAAUGAGUCGCAAAAUGUAAAAGCAAAUUUUCCCCGCCUGGCUGCCUUGCGUCUGUUUCAACGUGUGACCCCGCCCCUCCCUCGGACAGUCGGGGAUGAGUGCGCUAACAUACCUGUAGGUCGCUGUUUUAAUGAGUUUUUGAUGGAAAACAACAAUGGUGGAGUUUGCGCUCUCCAGUCGCAUGAUAGGUGAGUCCUAGUAAAUAAUUUUCCAGUACGUGUACGUUACACAUGCUAUUUU